AUCAUAUUAAUUCGCCAAAAAGAAGACUUCUUUCUCUGAACUUAUAGCCAAUGAGUACAUAUGACACAGGACCAAUAAAACCCAAACUUUAUUAUUAUUAUUCUUUCUGAAUUUACACGGUCCUAUACGCAUUCGCGUUUAAGUAUUUCAAUAUAACAAAAAAUAGUGUAAAUAUUGAGUGAUGGCUGCUGGAACAAUAUUACAAAAAGCCAUAGAUUUGGUGACUAAAGCCACAGAGGAAGAUAGGAAUAAAAAUUAUGAAGAAGCUCUUAAAUAUUAUGAACAUGCGGUUGAAUAUUUUCUGCACUCAAUAAAAUAUGAAGCCCAAGGGGAAAGAGCGAAAGAAAGUAUCAGACAAAAGUGUCAACAAUAUCUCGAUCGUGCUGAAAAGCUUAAAGCUUAUUUGAAGAAAGGAAAAAAGAAACCUGUGGCUGCUGGUGAUGACAGUUCAAAAGAUGAUAAAAAAGGUGAUAGUGAAGAUAGUGAUACUGACAGUGAUCCAGAAAAAAAGAAAUUACAAUCUAGAUUGGAAGGAGCUAUCAUAGUUGAAAGGCCUAAUAUUAAAUGGAGCGAUGUAGCUGGAUUAGAUGUUGCCAAAGAAGCUCUUAAGGAAGCUGUUAUUUUACCUAUAAGAUUUCCCCACUUGUUUACUGGCAAAAGAAUACCGUGGAAAGGAAUCCUUUUAUUCGGCCCACCUGGAACUGGUAAAUCAUUUUUGGCAAAAGCUGUUGCAACUGAGGCUAAUAAUUCAAACUUUCUGUCAGUAUCUUCAUCAGAUUUAGUCAGCAAGUGGCUUGGAGAAUCAGAAAAGCUUGUUAAAAAUUUAUUUGAGUUAGCACGACAACGCAAACCAAGCAUCAUUUUUAUUGAUGAAGUCGAUUCUCUAUGUGCAUCACGUUCUGAUAACGAAUCAGAAUCUGCUCGACGAAUUAAAACCGAAUUUUUGGUUCAGAUGCAAGGCGUUGGUACGGAUAAUGAUGGAAUACUCGUAUUGGGAGCAACGAAUAUACCUUGGGUUCUUGAUGCGGCUAUCAGAAGACGUUUUGAAAAACGAAUAUAUAUUGGAUUACCUGAAGAGCAUGCUCGAGUUACGAUGUUUAAACUUCAUUUAGGUAAUACUCCUCACAAUCUCACUGAAGAAGAUUUCAAAAAAUUAGCUGCAGCAACCGAAGGAUACUCCGGUGCUGACAUUAGUAUAAUUGUCCGUGAUGCUUUAAUGCAACCGGUGAGGCUUGUACAAACUGCAACACACUUUAAACGAGUUAGUGGUCCAUCUCCACAAGAUCGAUCCAUUAUUGUUGAUGAUUUGCUUACGCCUUGCUCUCCCGGAGAUCCUGGAGCUAUUGAAAUGAGCUGGACUCAAGUUGAAAGCGAUAAGCUCUAUGAUCCUCCUGUUACAAUGAAACAUAUGCUAAAAUCCCUAGCAACAACCCGUCCAACAGUCAAUGAAGAAGAUUUGGCAAAAUUAGAAAAAUUUAAAGAAGAUUUUGGUCAAGAAGGUUGAAAAUUCUAAUAAGGUAUUAUUCCUUGCCUUAAAUAACCAUAAUGCUUGAUUUUUAAAUAAUUGAAUAACAUAAAAAUUAAAUAAUGUAUUGUCCUUACGAAUUACUGUUUAUUCAUAUUUUAAGUCAUAGUAACUGUUUUACUUGUUCCUAAAGUAUGCUAUUUUUUUAUAUGUUUCAAAUUUUUAAGCAUCGUAUAUAUUAUAUAAAAUCACACUGUGACUUAUUUUAUUAAUUGCUUUGUAAAUUCAUUAAUAAAAAAUAAAUUACAGAAUUGUAUAAUAUACCGAUUCACAUGUAAGUACAUAGAAUUUAGAUGU
Chelonus insularis is the source of this 1822-nucleotide messenger RNA. RefSeq names its product vacuolar protein sorting 4 (gene Vps4). Gene Ontology annotation, biological process: vacuole organization; endosomal transport. NCBI's taxonomy places the organism in Eukaryota, Metazoa, Arthropoda, Insecta, Hymenoptera, Braconidae. Gene Ontology annotation, molecular function: ATP hydrolysis activity; ATP binding. The coding region runs from base 182 to 1504 and encodes 440 amino acids. The transcript has 5 exons. The record is from RefSeq and is a predicted model, not a curated record.